Molecule: messenger RNA, 2257 nt
Organism: Tripterygium wilfordii
Lineage: Eukaryota; Viridiplantae; Streptophyta; Magnoliopsida; Celastrales; Celastraceae
Product: serine/threonine protein phosphatase 2A 57 kDa regulatory subunit B' beta isoform-like
Exons: 2
Coding region: 437-1909 (490 amino acids)
Biological process (GO): signal transduction
Cellular component (GO): protein phosphatase type 2A complex
Molecular function (GO): protein phosphatase regulator activity
Source: RefSeq, a predicted model, not a curated record
UCCAGCUUAAUUAUCCUCCACUAUCGUCACUCCCAAUCCUUCUCCCCUCUUUAUCUCCAAUAAUAGGUUAUUAGUUCCCUCUCUACCCCCUGCUUAUCGAAUUAAUCGCUAACGUCCGAUCAGUUCCCUGCCGUUCCGGCGAUACGAUUUCGAUGACAAGCAAUUUUGAAUCUUUGAUCCACCGAGGUUGGAAUUCCUCUCGAACUCAAUUCACAAUUCAGUACAAUUUCUCUCCGAUCCUUGUUUCAGAUCCGUUUUAAUGUGAAGUUUUUGAAGAAAUUUGUUCUUUUAGAACAUUGUAGGGGUGCUAAUCCAUGCGUUUGGAUGAAUUGAAGCUCACAGUCGGUGCCCAAUCAAGAGCGGAUUCUGUUUCAAUUGUUGUUAGCGUAUUAGGCUGCAAUCUAGGGUUAGGGUUUGUUGUUUGCAUUGGUGAGAAAUGUUUAAGAAGAUCAUAAAGGGAACUGGACAUCGCAAGACCUCCAAAUCGGACGGGAAUGAUUCGUACGGGUUUGGGCCACCCGGCACACGAAAUUCGGGGUCCAAUGUGGUGGUUAACCACGCAUCCCGGACGGGCCCAAAUUCUGGAAAUAUAGUGCCAACUGCGACGGCAACACCACCCAUGGUCUCCGUGGAGCCCCUUCCCCUGUUUCGCGAUGUGCCAGUCUCGGAGCGACAAAUUCUUUUCCUGCGGAAGCUGCAGGUUUGUUGUUUCCAAUUUGAUUUCUCUGAUACAUUGAAAUCUGUCCGUGAGAAGGAAAUUAAGAGGCAGAGUCUAAUGGAAUUGGUGGACUUUAUUCAAUCUGGGUCGGGUAAAAUUACAGAGACUUGUCAGGAAGAGAUGAUAAGGAUGGUCUCAGUGAAUGUUUUCCGGUGCUUGCCUCCUGCGUCCCAUGAAAACACUGGGCAAGAGAACAUUGAUCCCGAAGAGGACGAACCUUAUUUGGAGCCGUCAUGGCCCCAUUUGCAGCUUGUUUACGAAUUGCUUCUAAGAUAUGUUGUGUCAUCUGAUACAGAUACCAAGAUCGCUAAGCGGUACAUUGAUCACUCCUUCGUGUUGAAACUGCUUGAUUUGUUUGAUUCUGAGGAUCCUCGUGAGAGGGAGUAUUUGAAAACAAUUUUGCAUCGGAUUUAUGGUAAGUUUAUGGUUCACCGCCCCUUUAUUAGGAAGGCAAUUAACAAUAUAUUCUACCGAUUUAUAUAUGAGACUGAGAGGCACAGUGGAAUUGGGGAGCUUUUGGAGAUCCUUGGGAGUAUUAUUAAUGGUUUUGCCCUGCCCAUGAAAGAGGAGCAUAAGUUGUUUCUUAUUCGGGCAUUGAUACCACUCCAUAAACCAAAACCGGUUUCUAUGUAUCAUCAGCAGCUGUCUUACUGCAUUACACAGUUUGUUGAAAAAGAUUAUAAGCUGGCAGAUACGGUUAUAAAGGGGCUGUUGAAGUACUGGCCUGUGACCAACUGUCAGAAGGAAGUUCUCUUCUUGGGAGAACUUGAAGAAGUUCUCGAGGCUACACAGUCUGCGGAAUUCCAACGCUGCAUGGUUCCUCUCUUCCGACAGAUUGCUCGCUGCCUUAAUAGCUCCCAUUUUCAGGUUGCUGAACGAGCCCUCUUUUUGUGGAAUAAUGAACAUAUAGUGAGCUUGAUUGCACAAAACCGGAAUGUCAUAUUGCCAAUUAUUUUUGAGGCAUUGGAGAAGAAUAUCAAGAGUCACUGGAACCAGGCAGUUCAUGGGCUGACCGUCAAUGUUCGGAAAAUGUUUUUGGAAAUGGAUACUGAAUUGUUUGAAGAUUGUCAGAACCAGUAUACAGAGAAAGAAUCCAGGGCCACUGAGGUGGAAGAGCUGCGGGAGUUGAAUUGGAAGAGACUGGCGGAUGUAGCCGCACAGAGAGAGGGUGUGGAUAUGGUUUCAAUUUAACUGAUUAUUCAGAGGUUCAAACGUUCAACUGACAUAUAGGAAGGAUUAAGGAAAGAUGAGGCAGGUGCUGCUCCCCCAUUUUGGUACUAUUCAUUUUUUUUUAUUUUUCCCUUUUAUUUUUUUUUUAUAUUGAUCCAAUUAUUGAAGAUUUUUAGAAGCAGCUGCAGCUAUAAAUGUAAUCUAUAAUGUAUGCAAUCUGUUAAAAACAGGCUGCAGAGCAAGGAGGAUAGUGAAUUUUCUCCUUGUAAUUUUUGUUAUCUUUUAUCUUGUGUACCCAUUUGUGGGAAAGUAAUGAAUUUCCUGAUUCAACUUUGGUUGAAAUUGUACUUUCAUCUGUUCAUUAGAUAA